UUCGGCGGCGGAGAGUCAGAUAACUCGGACAUCGAGGCCUCGGCCAAGGAGGUGGCUAGCAGCGGCAUAACGGAACCGCCGGAGAACCGUCCCAAGAAGCGGGGCCGGAAGCCGGCCAACAGCCGCAAGUAGCCGCUCGACCACGUGGAGGCAGAGCGGCAACGGCGCGAGAAGCUGAACCAACGGUUCUACUCCCUCCGCUCCGUCGUUCCCAACGUGUCCAAGAUGGACAAGGCCUCCCUUCUCGCCGACGCCGUCACCUACAUCAACGAGCUCCGCUCCAAGACGCAAGCUCUGGAGUCCAACAACCGAGGGCUGCAGUCGGAGCUCAGCGCCCUCAGGACGGAGAGCGAGUCCGCGGGGAGCUCGGCGGCCCACCGCGACCCGAAGACGACCGAGACGAACGGGAGCGGGCGGUGCGGCGGCGAGGUGGACGUGGAGGUGAAGAUAGUGGGCUCGGAGGCCAUAAUUCGAGUGCAGUGCGACAGGAGGAGCCACCCGCCGGCGAGUUUGAUGGUGGCGCUAAAAGAGCUUGACCUCGAGCUUUAUUACGCCAACAUCUCGGUGGUGAAGGAGCUCAUGAUCCAGCAAGCGACGACGAAGAUGACGACCCGGGUCUACUCUCAGCAGCAGCUCACGGCCAAGCUGUUGGGCAGAAUGAUUGCAGUGUUGGACUGACAGCCAAUG
This is a messenger RNA of Musa acuminata subsp. malaccensis (wild Malaysian banana), 687 nucleotides long. NCBI's taxonomy places the organism in Eukaryota, Viridiplantae, Streptophyta, Magnoliopsida, Zingiberales, Musaceae. The record is from RefSeq and is a predicted model, not a curated record.